AUGGCGAGCGAAGACAAGCAAGGUGUUGAACGAACAGGUGGUGAUGGAAGAGGAGGAGGAAAAGAAGGAAAUGCUGCUGAAGGGGGAAGCGUGCUGCAGCCUUUGAAUCCGGGAGUCCCCAUCCGAGGUAUCAAGAUGAAGUUUGCUGUGCUGACAGGACUGGUGGAAGUUGGCGAAGUAUCCAACAGAGACAUAGUUGAUACUGUGUUUAAUCUGCUUGUUGGGGGCCAGUUUGACUUGGAAAUUAACUUUAUUAUCCAAGAAGGAGAGGGCAUCACCUGCAUGGUGGACUUGCUGGACAAGUGUGAUGUCACCUGCCAGGCUGAGGUGUGGAGCAUGUUUACAGCAAUCCUCAAGAAAAGUAUACGCAAUCUGCAAGCAUGCACAGAGGUGGGACUUGUUGAACAAGUGCUCAAGAGGAUUGAUAAAGCUGACAACAUGAUUGCAGAUCUCUUGGUGGAUAUGCUGGGUGUGUUGGCUAGCUAUAACUUGACCGUUCGAGAGCUAAAGUUAUUCUUCAGCAAACUUCAAGGAGAAAAAGGGAGAUGGCCACCACAUGCUGGGAAGUUAUUAUCUGUGUUAAAACACAUGCCUCAGAAGUAUGGACCUGAUGCCUUCUUCAACUUUCCAGGAAAAAGUGCUGCAGCUAUUGCCUUACCUCCUAUAGCCAAGUGGCCGUACCAGAAUGGGUUUACUUUCCACACUUGGCUAAGAAUGGAUCCUGUAAAUAAUAUCAAUGUUGAUAAGGAUAAGCCUUACUUAUAUUGUUUUCGGACAAACAAAGGACUUGGUUAUUCUGCUCACUUUGUUGGAAGCUGCUUGAUUGUAACAUCCAUAAAAUCAAAGGGAAAAGGUUUCCAGCACUGUGUAAAAUUUGAUUUCAAGCCACAAAAGUGGUAUAUGGUUACUAUAGUGCACAUCUAUAACCGCUGGAAGAACAGUGAACUUCGAUGUUACGUGAAUGGGGAACUGGCAUCUUAUGGAGAAAUAACGUGGUUUGUCAACACCAGUGAUACAUUUGACAAAUGUUUCCUGGGUUCUUCAGAAACAGCAGAUGCCAAUCGUGUGUUUUGUGGACAGAUGACGUCUGUUUACCUGUUUAGUGAGGCUCUCAACGCUGCUCAGAUCUUUGCCAUUUAUCAGCUUGGUCUGGGAUAUAAGGGAACCUUCAAAUUCAAAGCAGAAAGUGAUCUCUUCCUCGCCGAACAUCACAAAUUGUUGCUAUAUGAUGGCAAACUAUCCAGUGCUAUUGCUUUUAUGUACAAUCCAAGGGCUACAGAUGCACAGCUGUGUCUAGAGUCAUCUCCUAAGGAUAACCCUUCCAUUUUUGUUCAUUCACCACAUGCCCUCAUGCUGCAGGAUGUGAAAGCAGUCUUAACACAUUCUAUCCAAAGUGCCCUGCACUCCAUUGGAGGGGUGCAGGUACUUUUUCCUCUCUUUGCACAGUUGGACUAUAGGCAAUAUUCAUCAGACCACAUUGACACAACUGUUUGUUCUACUUUAUUGGCUUUCAUCAUGGAGUUGUUGAAGAACUCCAUUGCUAUGCAAGAACAGAUGCUUUCCUGUAAGGGCUUCCUUGUGAUAGGAUAUAGCCUAGAAAAGUCUUCCAAAGCCCACGUUACCCGAGCUGUGCUAGAGCUUUGCCUUGCCUUUUCAAAAUACCUGAGCAACUUGCACAGUGGGGUGCCCUUGCUGAAGCAGCUGUGUGAUCAUGUGCUCCUUAAUCCUGCAAUAUGGAUUCAUAUCCCAGCACAGGUUCAACUGAUCCUGUACACUUACCUGUCUACUGAAUUCAUUGGCACUGUUAACAUAUACGGUGCAAUCCGUCGGGUUGGGACGGUUCUUUUGGUCAUGCAUACCUUAAAGUAUUAUUACUGGGUAGUGAAUCCACAGGAUCGCAGUGGUAUAACUCCCAAGGGUGUAGAUGGGCCACGGCCUACUCAGAAAGAGAUUUUAUCUCUGCGAGCAUUCUUGUUGAUGUUUAUUAAACAGCUAGUGAUGAAGGACUAUGGAAUAAAAGAAGAUGAGUUGCAGGCUAUCCUCAAUUACCUGCUCACUAUACAUGAGGAUGACAAUCUAAUGGAUGUCUUGCAGUUGCUUGUUGCUCUGAUGUCAGAGCAUCCCAAUUCUAUGAUCCCUGCUUUUGAUCAGAGGAAUGGAUUACAGGUUAUCUACAAGCUUUUAGCAUCACAAAGUGAAGGCAUCAGAGUGCAAGCUCUAAAAGUGAUGGGAUAUUUCUUAAAGCAUCUUGCUCCAAAGAGAAAAGCUGAAGUCAUGCUUGGACACGGAUUGUUCUCUUUGUUGGCUGAAAGGCUGAUGCUUCAGACAAGCUUAAUCACCAUGACCACAUACAAUGUCCUGUUUGAGAUUCUGACUGAACAGAUUUGCACUCAAGUGGUACAUAAGCAACAUCCUGACCCAGAUUCAACAGUGAAGAUACAAAAUCCUCAGAUUUUGAAGGUUAUUGCAAUCCUGCUUCGUAAUUCUCCACAGUGUCCGGAAACUCUGGAGAUUCGGCGAGCCUUUCUCUCAGAUAUGAUUAAACUUUUUAAUAACAGCAGAGAAAAUAGGAGGAGUUUGUUGCAGUGCUCUGUCUGGCAGGAAUGGAUGCUUUCCCUUUGCUGUUUUAAUCCAAAGACUUCGGAGGAACAGAAGAUAACGGAGAUGGUGUAUACUAUAUUUCGAAUUUUGCUCUACCAUGCAAUCAAAUAUGAGUGGGGUGGCUGGCGUGUUUGGGUGGAUACACUGUCGAUCACACAUUCAAAGGUAACUUUUGAAAUGCACAAAGAAAGUCUUUCUCAAAUGUACAAAGAGUAUCAAGGGAAAGGAAGUGAAAGGAGUGGAAUAUGUUCUUCAGCUCCAAUUAGAACAAUCUCUGGAGUUAGCAAAGAAGCUGAAACCAAGGGAAAGCAACAACGUUUGGAGGUAAAAGAAGAUGCUGCUGCUCCUUCUGGCGUUAUUGAUGAGGAUAGGGAGUGCAGUACUGAAAAAGAAGAGACAAAUACCUCAUCAUGUGGUGACCAACAAAUUCAUUCAGUGUCUAAUCGUAAGGUGGAGUUAGAUGCGGAAGACAGGGAGACUACGCAGGAUUUAAAAGCAGCGCCUUGUGCAGAACUUUCUCCGGAACCAGAAGGAAUAGAGCCUAGUGUUUCAGAAAUCAGUACUGGAAUAGCUGAAGCAAUUGAAGAUUCACUGAGCAAAGCUGAUGAACUUGUGAAAGAAACAGGAGCUGUCACUGCUGCUUCUUUAGCAAUGCAAACUGCUUCGGAAAGAGAAACUCCUCCAAGUCCAGAAAGGCUGGAAAAAUCAGCAGUAGAGGUGGAAGAUGAAGAUGAUUUUGUUGAUUUGAAAGAGGAAAGUAGUAUGCCUUUACCUUCAGAAGAGUUUGCUGGAAAGAACAAGAAACAUAGCUCUGAUGAAAGCGAAGUGACAAAGGAGGAAAAAGCAAUAGCGAAGCAACCUGAACCUGUGCUUUUGAAAGCUGAAGAUACUGCAAGCGUGGAUGGGCAAAAACAAGAACUGACUUCUUCACCAGAAACAGUGAGUUCUGCAGUUCAGGAAGUAGUGACUCAACCUGAUUCGAAAGAGAAGAAGCUGAAGGAAGAAAAGGUUCUUUGUAGUGAAACCAAAACAGCUGAUGAAAAUGCAAAUGCACAUAUGCCAGAGCCUGCUGGAGCCUCUGACAAAAGAAUUGCCAAGCUUGAUGUUUCUAGUGUUGCAUCAGAUACAGAAAGACUGGAACUGAAAGCUCAUGCAUGUCUGGAGACAUCUUUGCCGCCCAGAUCCUUACCCGAGACCUCAAGGCAGCAAGAUUCUUCAGGACAAGAGCUGGCUGCUACAUCAGAUGGGCAGAGAAGAGACUCUAGGUCAACUGUGUUCCGUAUCCCUGAGUUUAAGUGGUCACUGAUGCAUCAGCGCUUGCUCACAGACUUACUCUUUUCCAUAGAAACAGAUAUACAGAUGUGGAGAAGCCAUUCUACAAAGACUGUGAUGGACUUUGUGAAUAGCAGUGACAACGUCGUAUUUGUGCACAACACAAUUCACCUCAUCUCUCAAGUGAUGGACAACAUGAUCAUGGCUUGUGGUGGUAUAUUGCCAUUGCUUUCUGCUGCCACAUCCGCUACUCAUGAAUUGGAGAACAUUGAGCCUACUCAAGGACUUUCGGUAGAAGCCUCUUUAACAUUUCUCCAGAGAUUAAUCAACCUUGUGGAUGUGCUAAUUUUUGCAAGCUCUCUUGGUUUCACUGAAAUUGAAUCUGAGAAAAAUAUGUCAUCUGGAGGAAUUCUGCGACAGUGUCUUCGUCUGGUAUGUGCAGUAGCUGUAAGAAAUUGCUUGGAGUGUCAGCAGCAUGCACAGAUGAAGUCUGUUGGAGACACUGUGAAGAACCCAAAACCAGUGCAGGGCUUUGUAGGAACAGGAAAGUCCGCAGCAAAGAGUCCAGUGGACAUUGUGACUGGUGGCAUUUCUCCAAUACGAGACCAUGACAGACUUCUGCAGGAUAUGGAUAUUAAUCGACUUCGAGCAGUAGUGUUCAGAGACAUAGAGGAUAGUAAACAGGCUCAGUUUUUGGCUUUGGCUGUUGUGUAUUUUAUUUCUGUGCUCAUGGUUUCGAAAUACAGAGAUAUAUUGGAACCCCAGAAUGAAAGACGACCACCAAACCAGAGCCAGUCAUUCAAGGAAUCAGAGAAUGAAAAUGAAACCCCUGCUACAGAUGCAGAAAACCCAUCUGCUGCUGUCGGUGCUUCAGCCUCCACUGAAGAAUUGGAAAGUACCACAUCUGUGCAAAGAAGGGAUUCUGGUCUUGGGGAGGAAUCAGCUUCAGGGCAAACAAACAGUUCCAGUAGUGUUGUUGAAGCAGGACCUCUUAAUGUCAGUGCAGGUCCAGAUGCAAUCAGUGAAGUACUAUGCACACUCUCACUAGAAGUAAAUAAAUCCCAGGAGGGCAGAAGUGAGACAGGAACUGAGGACAGUAAGCCUGCAGCUUCGGUGCCAGCUGCAAAAAAUGUCAACGUGAAGGACAUCCUGAGAAGCUUGGUAAGCACACCAGCUGAUGGGACUGCAGUGGAUGCUGCUCUUCUGCCACCAACCUUCCUUGGAGUUCUUGGCGACGGAGCUGCUGAGCACCCUGUACAGUUCCAUUCCUUUGACAGGAGUGUCGUUGUACCACCGAAGAAAUCAACCAUUUCCUCUUCUGCAGUUGCCGUGGGUACUCCUACAAAUGCUGUCAGUGUGGUUUCCUCUGCAGAGUCGGCCCAAGCCCCAGAUUUGUCAGGAGAAUCUCCUGGAAAGGGAUCAUCUAAUGCAAAAUUGCCAUCUGUCCCUACGGUUUCUUCAGUGCCUGAGGAUUCUGCUUCAAAUAUGAGUAUUACAGACAGGCUUGAACAUGCUUUGGAAAAAGCUGCCCCACUUCUGAGAGAGAUUUUUGUGGAUUUUGCUGCCUUUCUAUCUCGGACUCUUUUGGGCAGCCAUGGGCAGGAGUUGCUGAUAGAAGGUACAAGUCUUGUGUGCAUGAAAUCUAGCAGUUCAGUUGUGGAACUGGUGAUGCUCCUUUGCUCUCAGGAGUGGCAGAACUCUAUACAAAAGAAUGCUGGCCUUGCCUUUAUUGAGCUUGUCAAUGAAGGAAGGUAAGUCACAGUAUUUGAUAGCACCUCUGCCUUAGCCUUCAAGAAGUUGUGA
Apaloderma vittatum (bar-tailed trogon) is the source of this 5676-nucleotide messenger RNA. RefSeq names its product LPS-responsive vesicle trafficking, beach and anchor containing (gene LRBA). The transcript has 34 exons. NCBI's taxonomy places the organism in Eukaryota, Metazoa, Chordata, Aves, Trogoniformes, Trogonidae. The record is from RefSeq and is a predicted model, not a curated record. Gene Ontology annotation, biological process: intracellular protein localization. Gene Ontology annotation, molecular function: protein kinase binding. Gene Ontology annotation, cellular component: cytosol; membrane.